Molecule: messenger RNA, 2691 nt
Organism: Lecanosticta acicola
Lineage: Eukaryota; Fungi; Ascomycota; Dothideomycetes; Mycosphaerellales; Mycosphaerellaceae
Source: the annotation of a GenBank genome assembly
AUGGCCGAGGACGAAGACUUCUUCUCGGACGAUGACCUCGAUGCCCUCCCGACCAAUACCCUCGACCAACUCGAGCAGCAGGCCAUACUCACUUCCCAGCACCCCAAGACGUUCGAUGCGCCUGCGAAGCCCGUCGUCCAGCAGCCGUCCCGCAAACAAGCCCACAAUGCCUCGAGCCUGACCAGAAAUACCGGCCUCAAUUCCAAGAAUCUGCCCUGGCGAGCCCCUCAGCCAACACGUCUACCGUAUGUGACAUCCCUAUACACUAUAUAGCCUUUCGCGCAGCGAAAGGUUGUUGUCUUGCCAAGAUCCCUAGCCAAGAUUGGGGCAAUAGAGAUCCCAACAGCGCAAUCAGCGGUAGCAACCACUGCGAUGAUACUAACGGAGAACUAGGCCGGCCCAACAUGCUGUACAGACUCCCUCAGCGCCUCCUCCAAGCGCUCCAGACCCUCCCUCGUCAGACUACGGCUUCGACGAUGAGGAUGUCAUCGAUCUCGAUGAGCCCUCUUUGAUCAUUGAGCCUGCUCCCAUGCAACCGUCGGUGCAAGCUCCUUACCAACGACGACAAUACGGCAGUAAAGCUCCCUUGGAUCCCGAGACCGAGGCCGCAUUUGCUGCCGCAGAUGCCGAACUUGAUAGCCAGACCUUUGGCAGAUGGCAGCAAGCACCGCCACAGACAUACGGGAAUCCAAGUGGCGGAUCCAUUGACAUAUCUGCUUUGCAAGCGAGGAUCGCCGAGCUCGAGGCUGAGCAGGAGAGAUUGCGACUAUCGGAGCAGGAAGCCCGGAGUGAGGCACUAGCCAAGCAAGGCGAGAUCGCCAUCGUACGCAGCAACCAGGAGAGGAUCACGAAGCAGUAUGAGGCCAGGCUAUCCGUCAUGCAGCAUCUGCAUGCCGACGAAUCGGCGAAGCAAAAGGCCGAGUUGGAGGCACAGCGCAAGGAGAGACAGAAGAUGGAGACGGACAAUCGCUUUCUGAAGCACGACUUGGCUCAGGAGGCUGACCGUGCGAAGAGAGGGAACGGUACUGGUCGGUCCAGGGCAGGACCAGGCAACACACAGCUAGGGACCCCAAGGAAGAACAAGAAGGGUGUACUUGGCGACGGCUUCGACGAUAUCGAGAUCCAGAUGACGAGCCCUAGCCGCAGCAAAGAAAAGUCGAAAGAUCAGACCCCUCAAGCUGGUGCCAAGCGGAGGAGGACAGCAAACGACAGCCCUGCUGCACCUCUAUCCUUCACGCAGCCGCCGUUGUCCGUUCGCCAUGAAAGCUCUGAACAGGCAGGCGCUUCGUUUGAUCAACCCCAGGUUGAGGCUGUCGCUGUCAAAGAUGGUUCCAGGUACGCGUUCAUGCAGCUCCUUCUCAAUCAUCGCCCUUACGAAGGCCAUGAACGAUCUGUAGAGGCCAUGGCGAAGUAUGCGUUCCCAUCCAAGCCUCAUAAGACGAUUUCUUCACUAUUUCUCGACGAGAUAACCUCACUCACUGUCAAGGACGACGAAGAAAUAUGUCUACAGGUGGCGCGAGUGCUGCUCCGCAUGUGGUGUCGCUGUUUGGAAGAGAAGUACUUCGUCCCGUUUUACUUGGUUCUCGACAUGCUUCGUUUUUCGCUUCGAACGGAACUUGCUGCGACCAAGUUGCAAUUGAUCGAAGAGGCCGUUCCGCUCUGCACCCGGUGCAUUGAAUACGUUGCUACGGCGCGUGCUCGUGCGACCAUCAAUCGAAACUUCGCUGCAAGCCUGGAUCGCGCAGAUAUCGAGAAGCUUGCAGACGAGCGGGAAGUUGACGAGACUCUUGACUUCCUACACGAAUUGUGCGAGGCUGCUUCGCUUUCUGCCGAGCGCAAGGAAGUCUUUUGGAGCAAUCUUGAAGUGUAUUUCGUUGUCUCAAUGCUCAACAAAGCGCAACCACUCCAUGAAAUCAUGACAAUGCUGCGUAUGCUUGGCUCGUCUGCCAGGCCGACGUCUCUUGGAGUGAUUUCGAGAGAAAUCGGAAAGCAGACCGAGCAAGAAAAGCAGCUCGUGGACUGCCUCACGAACCUGCUCUUUGAGAACCUAGACGCGCCGCCGGACGAGCCGAAAUAUUCCGAGGAUGAGACACUCGAAGUGAGAAUCGAGGUUUUGAAGGUCUUCAGGGAAUUCUGUCAGCGAGAUCAUGGGACAUCCGUACUUGCAGGACAUCGAAGCGUUAUUGGGAGACUGGUCAGGUUUCUCGAUGCGCAGGUUGCUAAGCUGUACCGGAUACGCCCACCGGUGGGCCUGGACGACUCAGCUGCUGAAAAAGUCACCUACCGUCUCAUUGCCGACACUAUCAAUCGCACUACCCGACUGCUAUACCAUCUCCUUUGCACAUUUGACGAUCCGCAAAUCACGAUCCAGAAACUGCAGGUCGUCCAUGGAGGCUAUCACAAAUUCAUUGUCAGCCUGACUCGUAUCGCUUUCACGGAACAAGUCGCCUUUGAGGCUGGCAUUGAGAAUGAAGUGUCCGAAGCAGCGCAUAGCAUUCUCGACAACAUCCUGAAUUCAGAAGGUAAGCUUCAUUGUACGCAGCAAGAUAAAUACAUGUCUGACACAUCCUAGACGGCGAAGCUGUAAUGAAAGCCUUUGAGACGCCUCGCAGUACAAAAGGGCCUACCGCCGAAAAUAAGCCCAGCGAGGAGACUCAUGACGGCGACAUCAGUAUGAGCCAGCCGGAUUGA